AUGAAUUGCUGUCCCAACGUGAUAUUGCAUGGCACUUUCUACUUUACCUCGUGCCAUGCCCGCCAUCCACAAGAGAACGAGACACCGGACCCCUAUCGGACGACUCACAACUCUUUCUUGGCUAAAGACAAAGAAAGGCUAUUCAGACUAGAGUCCUCGCCUCCGCCUGAAACUUGUGGUAUGAAAAGAGAGAGGACGUUUGCAUAUCAAUCUAAGGACGGAGCCGGUGAUCCAGAUAGUAACGACGGAUUUCACGGCUUGGGAUACACCUCACCUCCUCGGUCGAAGAAUUAUGUCCAUAUCUACGAUGACGACGAUGACGACGAUGACGACGAUGACGACGAUGAAGCUCGUAGGAACGGCUACGGACAUCGAAGGGUUGACUUUCGUACGAUGUCAGGCCCUCGUCAUGAACGCGAGGAUACUAUCGAUGAGCAAUUAUAUCGAUACAGCACUUCCCACUCUCCGCAGUCUUCACCAACAACGCCCGCCACGGAAGCAGAUGCUGUCCGGGCCGGAAUUCCCGCAGGGUAUUCCGUCAAGCACUGGGAUCCCAUGGAGCUGCCUGUUAUUCUAUUGGGAAGUGUCUUCGACGCCAACUCGCUAGGCAAGUGGAUCUAUGACUGGACGGUAGUCCAUUUCGGCGCCUCUACACCAAUGGCUGAUAUGGCGGGGGAGUUGUGGCUACUCCUAAUCAAACUUGCGGGCAAGAUGAAAAAAGCCGAAGAGUGUGUCGGUCACAUCCCUACGCUCAACGAACUUGAGGAUGUCGAGUCCUUCCUUGAAAGAAGUUAUUUGCUGUGA
Exophiala oligosperma is the source of this 804-nucleotide messenger RNA. RefSeq lists its product as uncharacterized. The transcript has a single exon. The coding region runs from base 1 to 804 and encodes 267 amino acids. Lineage: Eukaryota; Fungi; Ascomycota; Eurotiomycetes; Chaetothyriales; Herpotrichiellaceae. The record is from RefSeq and is a predicted model, not a curated record.